CGUUUCUUUCUCCCGCAGUCGGUCAAUAGCUCUUCCCUUUCCACUUCCUCCAAAUUCGCCGACGACAAUGGCGAUUGCCGCCGCCAUAUCGCUGCCGCUGAUCGCCGUCAAACACCGCUCCUAUUGUUCAUCAGCGUCUUCAGCUCUUUGGUUUUCCUCUUCGUCAAUUCAUCCGCUUAAGAAUCUGCCGUCUGUCGGCAUCUCAGCUGGCCGCAAAUCUAAUCUCUGCGUCUUCUCUUCGAUGAGCACCCAGGCUCCUGCGAAGGCCUCCGCGGCGUCGUUUCUCGAUCACAAGGAGAGCGGAAUCCUUCAUUUCGUCAAGUACCACGGACUCGGAAAUGACUUCAUAUUGGUUGAUAAUCGAGAUUCCAAGGAACCAAAAAUCACGCCCGAGCAAGCUGUGAAAUUGUGUGAUAGAAACUUUGGCAUUGGCGCUGAUGGAGUGAUAUUUGCAUUGCCAGGCAUUAAUGGCACUGAUUAUACGAUGAGGAUCUUCAAUUCUGAUGGUAGUGAGCCUGAGAUGUGUGGUAAUGGAGUCCGAUGCUUUGCCAGAUUCAUAGCUGAGCUUGAAAAUUUCCAAGGGAAUAAAAGCUUCAAUGUGCAUACUGGUGCUGGUCUCAUUGUACCUGAGAUACAGGAAGACGGAAAGGUUAGAGUUGAUAUGGGCCAGCCAAUUCUGAAGGCUUCAGAUGUUCCUACAAAGUUAACUGCAAACAAAGAUCAGGCUGCUGUUAAGGCAAAGUUGGAUGUCGAUGGGUCGAUCUGGAAUGUUACUUGUGUUAGCAUGGGAAAUCCACACUGUGUUACUUUUGGUACAGAAUCAUGCAAUGAUUUGCAAGUUGAUGAACUAAACUUGGCUGAAAUCGGUCCAAAAUUUGAACAUCACGCGAUGUUCCCUGCCCGAACAAACACAGAAUUUGUACAAGUCUUCUCUCGAAGUCACCUUAAAAUGCGCGUCUGGGAACGUGGUGCAGGCGCAACGCUAGCCUGUGGAACAGGAGCAUGUGCAGUCGUUGUUGCUGCAGUUCUGGAGGGUCGUGCAGAUAGGAGCUGCACUGUUGAUUUGCCUGGAGGGCCACUCGACAUCGAGUGGAGAGAGAGCGAUAAUCACAUCUACAUGACGGGUCCUGCAGAGUUAGUAUUCUAUGGAUCGGUUCCCCUUUGAUGGGUCGGUGUCCAUUAGCAUUCGACAUAUCACGUGCUCGAUGCUUUGAGAAUGAAUGGUAUGUGUGCCAACUUUAUCAUAAUUCUGCAUAUUUGCUGUUCUUCAUCUUUGUGGAUGAUUAAUUCCAGAAAUGUGAGUUAGAGCGCCUCUGUAUCAUUUGAUAAACUAGUCUUUUUAAAUUUUUCUUGAAAUGGAAAAUACCAUUAGUUUGUUUGUGUUUUA
Messenger RNA from Salvia hispanica, 1387 nucleotides. Its product is annotated as diaminopimelate epimerase, chloroplastic-like. Lineage: Eukaryota; Viridiplantae; Streptophyta; Magnoliopsida; Lamiales; Lamiaceae. The record is from RefSeq and is a predicted model, not a curated record. Gene Ontology annotation, molecular function: diaminopimelate epimerase activity. Gene Ontology annotation, cellular component: cytosol; cytoplasm.